This is a messenger RNA of Rubroshorea leprosula, 1722 nucleotides long. NCBI's taxonomy places the organism in Eukaryota, Viridiplantae, Streptophyta, Magnoliopsida, Malvales, Dipterocarpaceae. The record is from the annotation of a GenBank genome assembly.
CGAAGCCACGUGGACCGCGAAGCAAGAAUUUGAAUCGCCGAACUGAACUCGUUUUCCCUCUCAGGACUAGCGAACUUGAGCGGAGAAAAGGGAGAAAAAGGGAGCACGCAUCCACUGUUCGACAAAAUGCCAACAAGAAAACCAACGGGCAACACACAGCAGGAUACUCCUCUCCGCAGAUCCCCAAGGCUCCUUCAACUGAACAAGAUUACAAAAUCACCGGAAUCGAGUCUCCACAAGUCAAAAUCUGGAAGCAAUCGGGUACGUUCUGUGUCUCUUCCUCGCGCUUCUACUUCCGCACGAAUCAAUCUAGAGGAAAAGUCAGAUGAAGCUUGUGUGGAUACUGUUUCCAAGGAAUCGAGAAAACCGAGUAAUGAUGUACAGAAUGGGGGUGAUGGGUUUUCUUUCCUUAGGCGGUCCCCGAGGUUUUGUAACAAGGGAAGAGACGACGGAGCUGUUCAGAAUGAUAGGAGUGAUGGCUCUAGGAAGGUUAGUGAAUGUGUUUCGGAUAAAGCUGCGAAGAAGAAUAAGGGAAGGAGUAGAGUUUUUGGUUCUGUGAAUGAGUCCAUCAAUGCGGAGGUUAAUGGAGGGAGAGGUGAAGAGGGUGAAAAUUUCAGGAACCAAAAUGGGGAGAAAAGAAAAUUGACAUUUAUUGUUGGUCUGAGAGCCCUCACGGCAGAGGAAAGGAGGCAAGGGAAAGUUGCUUGUCGAGGGAAUAAAGUGAUUGAGGCUAAGUUGAAGAGAAAGUGCAGGGAGGAGGGUAAUGGGGUUGUUCAAGGGUGGACGAAGGAACAAGAAGUGGCGCUGCAAAGAGCCUAUUUUGCUGCCAAGCCGACACCACAUUUCUGGAAGAAGGUCUCCAAGCUGGUGCCAGGAAAAUCUGCACAGGAUUGCUUUGAUAAAAUCCACUCAGACCUCGUAACUCCACCUCAACCUCGGACUCGAUCAAGGGCAAUCGGAAUGAGCUCCUCUCCCAUUGAGCAGUUUUCACUCUCUGCAAGCAAAUUGCUUCAAUCCACUGAGCCAGAGAAGAAAAGGUCCAGAUGCAACAAGCAGAAGAGUCAUGUCACUCAGAAAACUGUAAGAAAGUUGUUGCGAAGGCAUUAUUAUGUGAACCAGGAUAACGAAGCAGAUCUUUUCUCAAUCUUUGAGCCUGAUGUAGAUCCAUCUACUCAUGUUUUGCCGGACGCUAUUCUUUCUACCCCACAACAUUCACAGGAAAAGCACGGAUGUCUUCAUAAGUAUCAUGAGACAUCUUCUGCUGGCUCUAAGAAGAACCUUCCAAGAUUUAGUAGUUCAUGUACAACUGCUCUUGUUAGUCCCCCAGUAUUAAAGCCGGUUAAAAACAAGGCCUUACAUGAGAAGUACAUUGACCGAUUACAUUCCAGGGAAGCUAAAAGAAAGGCAGUAUCUGUUCAAACAAAAAGGUCUUUUACUGGAAAAGAGAAUGCGAGACCAAUUCAUAUUCAGAAUACUGACGUGGUUAGAGCCGCAAAACAGGCCCUGGUUUCUGAUGCAAGAGAUGUUAUUGAUCAGUUUCAACAUUUGCAAACAAAUACUACCAGCGACUCUUCAGAUUUGGAUGAUAAUGGUGGUGCCAGUGAUGAUGAUAAUGAAGGAGAUAUUGAAAUUUAACAACUUUGUUUCGUUGAAUCCGUUUCUGCUGCUGCAUAGAACUGCUAACUCCAGAUCCUGUAUAUUCUAUAAAUCCAAUUUUCCAAG